This is a messenger RNA of Brassica napus (rape), 5096 nucleotides long. Its product is annotated as NAC domain-containing protein 69. NCBI's taxonomy places the organism in Eukaryota, Viridiplantae, Streptophyta, Magnoliopsida, Brassicales, Brassicaceae. Gene Ontology annotation, biological process: regulation of DNA-templated transcription. Gene Ontology annotation, molecular function: DNA binding. Bases 4205 to 4825 code for a protein of 206 amino acids. The transcript is spliced from 3 exons. The record is from RefSeq and is a predicted model, not a curated record.
AACAGGGAUGAAUUCAAAAAACCAGCGGGUAAGGGGACUUCUCGGGUGUUGUGUCUGGGAGCAUCCUCUCUCUCACCUCUCUCUUCAAAAUCCUACGAAGAAGGUGUGGAUAAAGGAGAUAAUUGGCAACUCAUGGAAAAAUUGUCAUGGUUCGCCAAUUAUUAAAAAGUUUGCAUAGAUCUGCAAUUACCAUGUUGAAUUUUGAUUUCUAGCUAAAUAGGCCUUUCUUUAAAUCAUCUAAUUAAUAAUCUUUCUUCACAAUGUUUUUAUUUGUUAUGCCCAGCUUAUUCAACUUCAUUUUUUUUUCCUUACAUGUUUCAGCUUAGCCAUUCACAGAAGGAAUUUUCUAUCAUUGUUGGCAUUAUAUAUUCUUUUACAAUGCUAAAUAUGACAAUUUAUGUUUUACUUCCUCUAUUUGACUACUUCUCCACUUUAUAUCUCUCAUCACAACUAUAUAUAUCAUCUGGUGUAGAAAAACUAUAAACUAUAAAACUAUGAGUAAAACAAUUGGUCCGUUGAUGCUAGCCUGCUUUGCUCCUGAAUCGGACAUUUCAAAAGUAGUUACAUUCUUAUAAAAAAUCAUGCAUCCUUAUCCCUCUGGCUGUCCCCACCUAUCCCUUUCUCUAAAAAGUGGAAAAAAGUGGAAUCGUCAUCUAUGAUCUGUUACGAUAUGUUCCUGAUUAAAAUCAAGAUAAGCUUUCUGGUCUAGAUAGUAAAACCUCAUCUUAUCUUUAUAUAAGAAAGUAGCUAGUACUUUUUUUGAGCAAAAGUAGGUAGUACUAUUAUCUAUGAUUCUAUGCAUGGCAUUUACAGAAAUGGAACUCAGAAAUGGUCCACACCAUAGAUUGACUUAUCUAGCCAACUUAAGCUUAAGUUGAUGGACUACAUGCACUAAAAUAUACUUAUAUCUUUAUAUUUCUGGCUAUAAAAUAAAUUAUAAUUUUCCAUAAUUCAUAAUUUACGGAUACAGAAUUAUUAGCUUAACUUAAUUUGCUACAAUAUAAAUUAAACGAGUCCAAGAAAAUUCCUAUACGAGUUGAAGUCAAUUUUUACAACCAAACUUUUCUUAUAAAAUAUAUACUUUUAUAUUAAUAUUUGUUAAAAUAGUAAUAAUUUAAGUACAAACAAUCAUAAUGAUUAAUUUGUUAUGGUCACAAGACCAAAAAAAAUUACGAACUUGUCCAAUAAUGUAAUGAUCACUAAAAAGGAAGCGAAAAUUCUUGUAAGAGUAUAAUAAUAGAAAAGAGAAGAAGCAUAUAUAUGGAGGAGACUAUAUAGAACUUCCUUUUCAAGAAAGAAAAAAUGAGAUAAUUUUGGGGCAUUUUUACAUUUAACCAAACCAAUCAAAUCCAAAAUCCUUCCAAACUGACUGAACAGUGAACCACAUAGCCUAAGCAUAUACAGUGGCUCGAUUAGUAAUGAUUUUCACUACUUUAGAAUUUUAACCGUAAAAGUUUUGAUUUUAAAGCUGUACAUGUUAUUUAUAUAUUUUUAAGUGUUUGACUGGCAUCAUAAACUUUAAAAGCUAUGAUUAUUAUAAGAAAAUAUAUUUAUAAUUAUGUAUCAUGUCCAGAAGCUGAUAAAAUAUUUAAGAAUACAAAAUUAGAAUAUAAAAUAUGAGACAGACAUUAGAAUGAAAAAAAUCGGUAUAUUUAUAAUUUUUAUUGGUUAAUAACCAAAAACUACAUCAAGAAGUGUUUAUAUUUAAUAAAAUAUGUUUUAUUUAUGAAAAAAUAUCAAUAAUUGUGUUUUUAUUUAUAAAAGUUAUCAAUAAAAUGUGUGUGUUUAUUUAUUAACUAUUAAAAGAAUAAUUAAAAUUAUAACCAAAAAUUUAUUUGUUAUUAAAAGUUAAAUGAUAGUACAGUUUAUUAAAUAAAACAAGAAAAGUAUUAUUAAAAUUAUUAUUAUAAAAGGUUCAUAAUUCAUUUUCAGAAAAAUCUAAUAAAAUUAUCUUGCUCUUUAUUGGAUUUUAUUUUGAUUGUGUUAAAUGUUUUAUUAUGUUCAAGUGUUUAAUUGUUUAUUAUCUUCUAGGAUAUAUUUUUGCAUGCGUAUGCUAGGUACCAUAUAAAUAAUAUAAUGCACUACUAUACUACGCUACAUACUUUUGUUUUCUCCGAGUGUCACUGUAUACAAUAUGGUUUCCUAAUUAUGUUAAUAACUAUUUUUAAUCUAAUAUGUUAUGACUAUUUUUAGUUUUUUACUAAUCCUCAACUCUCUCUGUGUUCCCACGUGGACAUCCACAAUAAGAAAGGGGAAAAAUGUGCAAAUAUGCAAGGGAAAUUUGAACCAAUAACCAACAAAAAAAUUAUAUUUCACUAACUAACCAUUUCUUUCCCUCUCUCCUUCCUUUUUUUUCUAUCUCUCUCUACCCUCUUACUAUAAAACCAAUAUUUUCUUCCACUAUAGUUAUUCAACAAAUUAACCCAAUAUGCAAUAUAGCCUUUUGCUGCUAGCCAACGCGUAGGUUCGAUGAAAACAAAGACUUGUGGCUGAGAAAACAUUGUAAAUUCAUUUGCUGACCUCAAACUAAAAACUUUACGUGAGUGCGUGGGCCUCUGUUAUAUUGUGUUGAUUCUACUAGAGUUCUUUUUGGCAUCACCUAAAUCAUUGUUUUUGUCGUCUGAUGUAUUAUAGUCAAUGAUAGCUUUCUUUACAACAAGCCCUCUGAUUUGAAAAUUGUAUACCCAACAAACAGAACAUGACUAACAAAAACAAAAAUCCAGAACCUAACAUUUAACAACGACGGCUUAAGCAAACGAUAAUUUCAUUUAGAAAUAUAUUUUUUGCCAGCGAGAUGAUCAAUGCCACAUAUGACUGUGAACAGUUAGAAUCCAUUACAUUUUGAACUACGAGAGAAGUUCUUCUAUUAGCACAACAAUGCUCCAAUACUGACCCUUGAAACCAAAAUAAUGGCCAUCCCAUUUCUCGAGAACACACAUACUUAAUAUUAUUAUUUCCUAGUAAAAGUAUUAUAAUUAUAAAUAGUUUAGCUAGGCAUUUAAAAUUUGAGAGAUAUACGCUGAAAACACACAUAAAUUUAACUUGCUAUAAAUAAAAAUAUUCAGUGAGAAAUAAAAUUGAUUCGUGGCUGGAAAAUCUUGGGAGUAGAGAGCACAGUUCGAGUGAUAUCAAUUAUUUUCGCUAGGCAAAUCAAUCACAGUGAUUCGACCAGAGCCCCUUCUCUCUUGCGGACGGUCGCUACUCAUUCUACAAUCUACCACAUAUGGAGGCAAAGAAACAACCUGUUACACAAUCAUAUCCACAUCCCAGCAAUCACUGUCUUCAGGUUGAUCAACAGAAACAUCCGUAACACCCUUUUAGGGAGAAGAUCAAAGAAGAAAUUCAUGCCACUCAUGUCCAAAUGGCUGAUGUAAUCUAAUUCUCUUGUGAGAAUUCUUUUGUAAUGUUUCCUUGUUUUUAUUUUUUUUGCCUGGGAAACAAUAGUAUAGGAGUUUCAAAACUUUUAUAAGAUCCUUUAUUCAUUAUAUGAUGAUAUUAACGUUCGCAGCAAAAAAAAUUAUGUUUGGCUGCCGUAAACAUUUAAGUAUUUAACUUAAAAUGGAAACAAACUGUACGAAUCCGUGUUUUAAAUUACGAAAUAGUGAAAGUUUUUCCCCAAAGAUAUAAUAAAACUAAAACAUGAAAGAGCUGUGAAAAAAGAAGACACGCGAUGGAUAGUGAUGGAUGCAGGCUAGGAGAAGAAAAAUCAUUUGAACUUCUAUAUAAAAUAGAAUGGCUCACGCGCACCACACUCACCACAUCACUGCAUCCAAUUUCUACAACCGAUUAUAUUUUAAUAUAAAAUUCCUCAAGUGUGACGGAUACCCUAACAGAAGGCUUAUAAAUAUCCCAUACGGCCUUUCCUUGGCCUCUCUUCAUAAAACAGAGACAAAAUUUAAAUCACGUAGAAAAAGGCCUUGACAUGAUGGACUCUUAGAAAAAUUUAGUCACGAUUCUGGAUUGUUUUGUUUUCCAAACUUCUUUUUUAAUGGAGACAAGUAACGUGGGGUUUAGGUUUUGUCCAACGGACGAGGAGCUGAUAAACUAUUUUCUCAAGAACAAGAUUCUAGGUAAACCAUGGUUAGUCGACGAUAAGAUUAGAGAGGUUAGCAUAUGUAGUUACGAACCAGCGUCUUUGCCUGGUGAGCUUUCUUUAGCUUGUUUAUAUCGUGAUCUUUUGGUGGGUUUUGUUUUUUGGUUUUAAAUGAGAAGUAUGUUUGCAGCUUUAUCAAUGAUCAAAUCGAAGGAUCUUGUAUGGUACUUCUUAUCUCCAAAGGAGUACAAGUCUCCAAAGAAGAGCCUAACGAAGAGGACUACACCUUCUGGGUUUUGGAAAUCUACCGGUAAGGAUCGAAAAAUCAAGGAGGACAAAAGAAGAGACGGUGUUGUGAUCGGUAUUAAAAAGACCCUUGUGUACCAUGAAGGUAAAUCUUCUAAUGCAGUUCCAACUCCUUGGAUUAUGCACGAGUAUCACAUCACUUGCUUGCCUCUUGCUGAUCAGAGUACCUAUGUUAUAUGCAAGCUAUUUUAUAAGGGCAACGUUGGAGACAUCCCAUCCGGUAGCAACUCGACUAAACCAAGUCACUAUUUGGUCAUUAGUGAUUCAAACACAGUUGAAGCGACUAACACACCGCCUCAAGUUGAGCAGGCAGGUCAAGAAAGUUUAUCUGGCUUCUCUGUGAACGAUGUGACAAUGCUGAUGAACGAGCAAGAGGAUCUAUCUCCUUGGGAUACACUGUGUCCAAUUCCAAAUACGUUGUUCAUUGACAACAACGACAACACUAAAGUGCAGCUACAAACUACGUUGCUUAGCACAAAACGAUGAUGAGGAUCUUGGUGCAUUCACGCAGAUAGAAUCUUUGCUUGCUGAUCAUCAAGAAUUCAUAACGCAAGAGAACUUUGAGGAGUACAUGCUAAAAUGGUCUUGCUUAUUAUAGCAGAGAGAUAGUACUCUGCGGUCUGUAAAGCACAUCAACUCUUUUUUCAUUACUUUCAUGAACUUAUAUAAAUAAAGUUUACUACAAUAAGACAGAAAUGCACAAAACUUAUGCAGAAGCUUACCAUAAGUAAAAAUGGAACUAUUGUUUAUUACUACA